UUGUUUGUUUCCCUCGAUUCGAUUGCGUCUGCAAACGCGCCAACGGCUAUUUUGUCCCCACCGGAGCCGGAGCUCCUCAACGUCGAAACCCUAAUUUCCUCCAUGUCCGUCUCAUCGUCGAUUUUACCCAAUUUUGUUUGAAUUUCAGAAAGCAAUCGAAGUGAAUCGAGUGAUUUUAACGUGAAAAGGAAGAGAGGGGUUCGAUUAGUGUGGGUUGUGGGAUAUUAUGAAAAUGACGGAGAUGGAGCAGCCAAAGAAAGUUGCUGAUAGGUAUCUCAAACAAGAGGUUCUUGGGCAAGGUACCUAUGGAGUCGUCUUCAAAGCCACUGAUACUAAGACGGGACAAACUGUAGCAAUAAAGAAGAUAAGGCUAGGUAAACAAAGGGAAGGUGUAAAUAUUACAGCUCUCAGAGAAAUCAAAAUGCUCAAAGAGCUAAAGCAUCCACAUAUAAUUCUUCUGAUUGAUGCGUUUCCUCACAAGGAGAACUUGCAUCUUGUUUUUGAGUUCAUGGAGACUGAUCUUGAAGCUGUCAUCCGCGAUUCCAACAUUUUCCUUUCACCCGCCGACAUCAAAUCUUACCUACUUAUGACGUUUAAAGGACUUGCUUAUUGCCACGAUAAAUGGGUUUUGCACAGGGAUAUGAAGCCUAAUAACUUGUUAAUAGGAGUCGAUGGACAGCUGAAGCUUGCAGAUUUUGGGUUAGCUCGUAUAUUUGGUAGCCCAAAUCGUAAAUUUACUCAUCAGGUGUUUGCUAGAUGGUACAGAGCACCGGAACUUUUGUUUGGUGCAAAACAGUAUGGUGCUGCAGUUGAUGUUUGGGCAGCUGGCUGCAUAUUCGCCGAACUUUUGUUACGCAGACCGUUUCUUCAGGGAAACAGUGAUAUCGAUCAAUUAAGCAAAAUAUUUGCUGCCUUUGGAACACCAAAAGCAGAUCAGUGGCCUGAUGUCACAAACCUUCCCGAUUAUGUAGAGUAUCAAUUUGUCCCUGCACCGUCUCUGCGUUCUUUAUUUCCAGCAGUGAGUGAUGAUGCUCUCGACUUGUUGUCCAAAAUGUUUACCUAUGACCCAAAGGCUAGAAUUUCCAUUGAACAGGCUCUAGAACACAGGUACUUCACUUCUGCACCUGCUCCUACCGACCCGGCUAAGCUCCCAAAGCCAAUUCGCAAGCUGGAUGGUCAAUCCUCUGACGGUAAACAUGAGGCCAUUAGAGUGUUAUCACCACCACGUAAGCUUAGAAGAGUGAUGCCUGAGCGUGGGAGGGUUGAUAGUUUGAAGUCUCAUGUUGACAAGGAUCAACAAGCACCCAUGUCAUUAGAUUUUACCAUCCUUGCUGAGCGACCUCCAAACCGGCCAACUAUCACUAGUGCUGAUAGAUCCCAUCUGAAGAGAAAACUCGAUCUUGAAUUCCAAUAAGACUGUUGGUUUUGCACUCUUGCCUCGUGAGACCACAACAUUGUUAAGUUGUCAAAUUACUGCUGCUUGUGUUAGCUGGCGAUUUAUUCCUUUUCAUUUUUUUAGCAUAAUUACAAAUCAGAGGGAUCCUAAAUUCACAAUGAUAAUAUUUUGUUGUCCAAUAGGGUUUAUUCAUUGUAAACUACCUGUACUAUGCCGUCUAUGAUUUAUAACUACUUUUGGUUCUGGAAA
Messenger RNA from Camelina sativa (false flax), 1645 nucleotides. RefSeq names its product cyclin-dependent kinase D1;3 (gene CDKD1;3). Gene Ontology annotation, molecular function: cyclin-dependent protein serine/threonine kinase activity; ATP binding; RNA polymerase II CTD heptapeptide repeat kinase activity. The record is from RefSeq and is a predicted model, not a curated record. Lineage: Eukaryota; Viridiplantae; Streptophyta; Magnoliopsida; Brassicales; Brassicaceae. Gene Ontology annotation, biological process: positive regulation of transcription by RNA polymerase II; protein phosphorylation. Gene Ontology annotation, cellular component: transcription factor TFIIH holo complex; nucleus; transcription factor TFIIK complex.